AUGUCUGAACCGAAACAACUCCAGCUUCAAGUCGAAGGGCUCAGUAAUUUGAUGCAGACUCUGGAAGAGCAUAAGGGGAAGAGGAGAACGGUGAUGUUUAUCGGUGCUAUGAAUGAGAAUGGCGAGAGCUGGUGCCCCGAUUGUCGAGACGGUUUGUAACUCGUCAGGAAUCUUUCGUCCUGGAAACUAUCAGCAAGCUUAAUUAUAAUUUCAAGUCUCCUGUUGAGAAAACUGGUUUCGUCUAUUCCAUAUUGUUAAAAGCAUUAAGAGAUCGGAGCGAUACAUUUUCCUAAGCAGUAUAUUGAAUGUUUUUUUACUGUUGUCAACCAUCGAUCGUCUGUAUUUUUUUCAGUCUGGACUACACCCAGUCGAUUGUAGAUAAGUCAGCUGAUUUUAAUCACGCACAGUAUUAGAGAAGGGAAUAUUUUUUUUAUGCAAAAUUUUUUUUACCAUUGCGAUCCAUGACGAUUAUGGGAAGAAAUCGAUAUUUCCUCAAGUUGCAAUAUUCUUGGAUUGAUGACAUAAAUCGAUCGAGUGUCAACUACUUACCGAAACGUAUGAGUCACAAGAAUAAAUGAAUAUUCAUUUAAAAACUGAACAUACUGUACUCAUUGGCGUAGCAAUGAGAACAAACUUCUUAUUUUCUCUUUUUUUCGUGUCUCAUCACUCCCAAUUUCUCAUCAGUAAUUCUUUUUACUGUCAGCUAUGCAAUUCAUAUGUUGAUAGUUCGGAGAAUUUGUUUUUGGACCAACCAAUAAUCCCCUAAUUGACAUUUUUCUGUAUUCUCAUCACUUGUCUAAUUGAAAUUGUAUUGAUAUAGAAAUGAGAAAUUUUCUCUUGGUCACUCAUGGGAGUCAAUAAUUCCCUAGUUAAUAAUUUUUUGAUUCUCAUCACUUGUCUGCUUGAUAUUGUUUUGAUAUGGUAAGGAGAAAUCUUGUCUUGGUUAUCAUGGGAGUUAAAGGCUGGGCGAAGGUUCACGCAGAAUGAAACUUUGGAGUAAUAUUAUUGUUUUGAAAAUGGUGUCAUAGUUGUAGAGCUGAAGUUGUAAGGCUGAAGUUGUAAGCCAUGAACUGAUAAUCUCCCUUAACAAAUGGAGUUUUCAGUCAUAGAACUGUAAUUUCUAAGCCUUCAAUUUUAAGUUCUGAGAAUUUUAAAACAAUACCAUUUUACUAAAUCUUUGAUAUUGAUUUUUAGCUGAGCCAAUUGUAGAGGCUGCUUUGAAAAAGGCCCCAUCUGAUAUGGUGUUCAUAUUGGUUAUUGUUGGUGAUAAGCCUGAGUAAGUAUGUCGCCAUUGGUAAAAUCAGAUAGGAUGAAAAAAAUUUUUGCUUCCAUAUUUGUGGUUUUGCAUUGUUUGUUAUUCUUACAAUUGUUUUACCAGCUGACAGCUUUUUAUGCAAAGGGGAUGAAAGCAAAUUCGCUAUGUGAUAUAAAAAAUGUUCUUUUCCAUACAUUUCCUUUGAUACUGAUAAGGAGAAUUUCUUUAACAAUGAAAGUUUCUUAGGUUGAGAUCAUUUCCUUUAUUCUCAUGGUCUUAGUGAGUGAUUGAGCUGUAUGCUAUAUGCUCCUACAGUGUGGGUUUAAAGGGUUUAGUGAAUAUAUAUAUCGUUAAAAAAGACAACUUCAUUGGGCUGGUUAUUUAAACAAGGUUAAGCUGUCAUCUAACAAACUGUGUUCUGAACUAUCUUCAGUUUAGCUGAACCUUUUAUCUGAAGUAAUAUUUAUUAAAUUAAAACAAACCUUUUACAGGGAAUAACUGACGCCCAUUGCUUGUGUAAAACCCAAAGGUGGGUUAGACCUCAUGUAAAUAAUCAGCCCAUGGGGUGUAAUACCCAUGCUCUCAAGGCAAAUGUUUGAAAUUGUAAGCUUAAUUUGGAUGAACAUUCUUAAAAAUAUGCACUCUCUCUUGUCUAAACUAAGCAGAAAAUAGAACUUGACAUUAUAACAGGCUUUGACCUUGUAACUCACAUGAGUUACUAAGACAAAACUUCCCUGUACAAUAUUAAUACAAUGUCAAGUAGACAAGUGAUGAAAUUAAUUAAGGAAUGGUAUUAGUUGAUCCAAUAUCAAAUUCCCUGUGCUAACAUCACAGGGAUUGUAUUAUAGACAGUUAGGAGAAUUACUGGUGAGAUCUUGAGGGUGAAAGGGUUAAAUAUCUACAUGUUUAUGUGGUGAUGGUGACUAGCUAUCAUAUAGUUGGCUUUCAUGCAGUGGUAUUGUUGCUUAAAAAUCAGACCCAGCUUGUGCAAUUGAUACUGCAAUAACACUAUCUGCUGGAUAUUAAUUUCUAUCUGUCCGAUAGCAAAGUACAUUUUGUUAACAGUUAUCUGCUGGAUAGCAAUUUAACCAAUAGAUAAAGUUAUACCUAGAAAGACUGGGGCCAGGUGGUAAUUACAUGAUUCAUUUUUGUUUCAAUAGGUGGAAAUCACCUGAUAAUGAAUUUAGAACAAAUCCUGCUUUCAAACUGAAAGAAAUUCCAACAAUCGUGGAUUAUGGCACUGUAAGUGAACUUGAUGUUGAUACUGGUAAUUUGCAGUUAUUAAAUUGAUUUAAAUGUUUUGUCUCUCUCUCAGACUUAAAUGUAUACGUGGCAGACACAAUAAAGUCCAGUCCCUUUUUUUUUCUUAAAAUAUUUAGUUCUGAAAGUUGUAGGAGAACAGCCAUUCUUGAUUGAUGCACUGUUCCCCAUUGCCUAUUUAGUGAAUAAACACAUUUUGCAUGAAAGGACUCACCUCAGAUGCCUUUUUAGUUCAACUUGAUAGAUGGGUUGUCAGUAAAGCAUAGGAAGUAACAUUUCUUUAACAAUCAGCUGGUGCCAUCUACUCUUAAAAUAAAAAUAAUAUUUUUCUAUCAUCAUCUAGCCUAGCCUUUUGAUGAUCUUUACAUUUAAUUUUUUUUAUUUUUUAGUUUGGAUUUGAUUUCAGGUAUAUUAUUACCAUUUUAAAUCACUAUCACCAUUAUUAUGGUAAAACAUAAGUAAUAAUAAGAAGUGAACUUUAUUAGCAUAUCUUGUAUCUAUCCUGGUACAGUAACUGUAACUCAAUAUGCAUUAAGAUAAAAUUUCACACAGACUUACAAUACAAUCAUAUUCUAUAUGAGUGUAUUCUAUAUUCUUUAUAUAGCUAAAUUUAAUUGCAUAUUAAAAUCUAACAAUUAGAAAAUGUUCAAAAGUUGUCCAUAGAGUGUGAGUGUGUAACUUGACCUAUGUGCACCAUCACUACCAUCCAACAAUCAUUAUUGCUAUAAUUAUUAUUAGUAUAGUAUCAGUUAUUAUUAUUAUUAUUAUUAUUAUUAUUAUUAUAACUUUCCUGAUAUAUUUAUUUUAAUUGUUAUUAUUAUUAUUAUCAUUAUUUUUGGGUAUAGUGGGGCAUCCAUGAAUUUGUCCAAGUGACACAGUCUAGUGUCAGUGCAACUGACAUCAUGACGCAGAUUUCUUAAUUUAUCACAUUUUUUUUUUUUUCAGGACAAAAGACUUGGUUGUGAAGAUUGCAAAAAUUCAGAGAUAGUGGACAAAUUCUUUACAGAAUGACAAGAUAAAUCAUUGUCUUUGUCCUUCACCCUAAGCUGUCACAGCAUAAGUUACUUUAGGCAGUGUACCCUUUCACUCUGUUUCUGUCCAGUAAUUAGUUGUGAAAUGUGCCAUGCCUGUAGAACAAGUUACGCUGAUUUCUUCAACUGUAAUUUUGCCCAACUUUACUUUAUUUUCAAAAUUCUAAUUUAAAUAAUUUAUAAAAAUUAAUAUAAACUGUAUGGGUCUUGCAAGUUUAAAAGAAAUGAACAAUAGAAGUGUGACUUAUUCUUCAGUAAGAGAAUAAAGAUUUUCAUCCGUUAAAUAUUUUUUUAUCAAUUUUAAACAUUAUUCAAAGAUAGGAAAAUUUUGCUUUUAAUUUACUUUGAACAUCAACCUUUUCUCUCCCAGCAGUGAUCAAGAUUUAAUUUCUUCUAACACUACCAUUACAUUAUAAAGCAGACAAGUGAUUAGGAUAAACAAAAGUAUCAAGGAGGGAAUGCAAUUUGAAUUAAAUCCAAACUCCUGCAACCAACAUUAUGAGAAAUGUAGGGCAGACAGUAAGGAGAAUUACUAUGUUGGGAGUUAAAGGUGUUAAACAGUUAGUUGAUUCCCUGAGAAAAGUAGAAUAUAUUUUAAAUUGACUGCCUGUCACAUUUUGCAGCUAAUGAUACAAAUAGAUUAUCUUAAAUAUGGUGAAAUUAAAUAUUUGAAUUAAGCUUAACUUCCUAUUUUUUCUGAUGUUGUGAACCGAGAAGAGUUAGAAAUAUUUACCAGUAUUAGAGUUAUUUUUCUGGUUUUGUGUAUGUAGUUGUAGUGACUGAUUCGUUUUCAACUACUUCUGUCGUAAAUACUUUGCCUUAAAGCAAUUGACAACAGGCAAUAAAGCUUUGACGAGAU
Pocillopora meandrina is the source of this 4405-nucleotide messenger RNA. NCBI's taxonomy places the organism in Eukaryota, Metazoa, Cnidaria, Anthozoa, Scleractinia, Pocilloporidae. The record is from the annotation of a GenBank genome assembly.